ACAUCACCGUCCCGUGAUGCCUUUCGGGAAAUAGCGCCGCCAUCUUGAGUGGCAUGGCCCAGCUAGACAGUGCGCCCUGAGCGGAGACAUGCAAUUUAUCGUGAAAACAUUGAACGCCUCAAGAACCACGGAUUCGUGUGAAACAUAGCAGAUUUUUGGUGCUUCGCACCUUUGUUAGGAUGGAUGCGGUUAAGGCAUUUAACGCGGAGCUAUCUGCUCUGUAUGAUGUCAAACCACCAAUUUCUAAGGCUAAAAUGAAUUCUUUAACCAGGGGUGCAAUUAAGGCAAUCAAAUUCUAUAAACAUGUUGUGCAAAGUGUUGAAAAAUUCAUUCAAAAGUGUAAACCAGAGUACAAAGUGCCUGGAUUGUACGUUAUAGAUUCAAUUGUACGUCAAUCCAGACAUCAGUUUGGAGUGGAAAAAGAUGUUUUUGCUCCACGCUUUGCCAAGAACAUGCAAACCACCUUCUUAAACCUUCUGAAAUGUCCUCAGGAGGAUAAAAGCAAAGUGAUAAGGGUUUUAAAUCUAUGGCAAAAAAAUGCAGUUUUUCCUUCUGAGGUUAUACAACCUCUGUUUGAUCUUGCGGACCCAAAUCAUCCAAUACAUAAGGAACAGGCAGUCAAUUCUAAUGGUACACUUAAUGUUCCUUCAACAAAUAAUGCCAGUAAUGCAGCAACUGCUGUGAAAACUCCUCCUUUAAAUGUAAAAAAUGCAGUGAAAGAUCAAAAACUAUUUUCUUCAGCAAAGCCAAUUGACCCUGCCUGGCUAGCACAAACAAAAAUGGAAACUGCAAAUAUAGUUAAUGCCAAUAAAAUUUUAGGGCAAUCAAAUUCAACUCAAGUGGAUGCUUCUCUCCUUGAUCAAUUACAACAUUUACAACAAUUAUUAUUGAAGAAACAGGAAUCAGCAAGUGAACAAAAAAGUUCUGUAAAAUUUGAUAAGAAACUUUUAGAUUUUGAUUAUGGUGAGGAAGAGGACGACGAUGUUCUUGUUGCCAACUCGCCAACAGCAACAACAACAUCUAAUACUGUUCAACAUAAUACAGUUUCUGCUGGGAAUAGUUUAGAAAGUCUUGGGCUUCUUUUAACAAAUCCGGAGGUUUUAAGGCAACUUCAAACAUUGCAACAAACAAUGCAAGGAGGUGCUUCUUCGUCACAACAUGAGAUGGAUGAAAAAAUGCGAAAAUUGCAACAAAUGAAGCAGCAAGAAGAGGAGUUUGAUAAACACCUAGCUCAAACUGUUCCUAAUUUACCAUUUGCAUCAGAAUGCGAAUUAAAACCUUCAGACAUUUUAAAACCAAAUCAACAAAAUGCAUAUAUAACAAAUGUAAGUAGCGGAGUUAUUCAAGACAUGAGUCAACCGCCUCCUGGUUAUCCACCGGCUCUACCGUAUGUCUCUCAACCUUUAUCAAAUAUUAGGCAGAUCAAUCAGCAAAUGCAUCAAAAUCAAAAAAGUCCACUUCUGGAUGAACGAGCAGAUGCACAAGAUUAUUCUGGAAAUGGUACAAGACGGGACAGUAGUAGCGUAGAAAUUGUAAAUUGCGAAAAUACGAGAUCACAAAGUAGAUCGCCUGAUCGGUACAGGCAUCAUAGUCGGUCUAGGUCACCUCGACAUAGAGACAGGGACAGAGAUAGGGAUCGAGAUCGAGAUCGGGACAGGGACAGAAAAUCUCGAUCAAGGAGUAGAUCCAGAAGAAGAAGAUCUCGUUCACGGGAUAGAGGACGUGACAGAAAACGCGAAGAUAGCCGAGAAAAAAUGACUGAAGAGGAACGGGAAAAAGAAAGGGAAAGACGUAAAAGGGGAUUACCUCCAAUCAUGAGAGAUAAAUUAAGCGUUUGUAGUACUACACUUUGGGUAGGGCAUUUGUCUAAAUUGGUGCAUCAAGAAGAACUUUCGGAUACUUUUGGAGAAUUUGGCGAUAUUGUCAGUAUAGAUCUGAUUUCACCUAGAGGUUGUGCAUUCAUAUGCAUGAAUAGGAGACAAGAUGCAUACAGAGCUCUUACCAAGCUUAAAAAUCAUAAAAUGCAAGGAAAAGCAAUUACUUUAGCCUGGGCACCAGGCAAAGGAGUGAAAGGAAAAGAAUGGAAAGAUUAUUGGGAAGUUGAAUUAGGAGUUAGUUAUAUUCCUUGGAAUAAAUUACUUAAUGUCACUGAUCAAGAUUUAGAAUUACUUGAAGAAGGAGGUAUGAUUGAUGAGGAUACACUACCACCUAAUUUAAAAGGUAAAUUAAAGCAUUCCGGGACAAAUGCAGACGUGCUUCAGCAACAGUUGCAGUUACAGCAACAAGCUUUAGUUGCAGCUGCUACAAUUCCAAGUCUGGCAGAUGGUAUUGUGAACGUAAUGCAACCUUCAACUAGUUCACAACAGCAACAAUCUCAACAACAAAAUCAACAGCAAGGUCAACAGCAGCAACAAGUUAUUGACACAAGUCAACCGCCUCCAAUUAGACCUCCUACAUCGGCUGCACUUUUACCACCGCCAAAUACACAAUUACAGAUGAUGCCACCUGCUUUUACGAUGCCAGGAGUUCCUCGUAUGCUUGGACCAAUGGGAUUACCAAUGGCACACAGUUUAAUGCCCAAUGUUCCAAUUGGUGUGCCGCCCCCAAAUAUGCAGAGUUUACUAGGUCCACCAGGAAUGAUGCAAACAAUGUUAACACCGCCAGUUAAUUCUCCAUUUGGUGCUGGUGUUGGUGUUGGGUUAUUAACACAAAUUCCUUUACCGGCACCAGCAGCGCCUUCCGAUAAACCUAAUUCUACUGGUAUGCCACACAAUGUUCCUCCAAUAGGAGUUCCACCACCGACGACGGAAACAGGAAUGCCAAAUUUACCAAUGUUACGUCAACCUUAUGGUGUAGGACCUUCUGCUUCUUUACAAAUGCAACUACCUCAGCAACAACAUUCUGCAGAUGAUAUGGAUGUAGAAAUGGAGGAUGCAAUGCCCCAAACAUCAAGUGGAACUAAAAAGAACAAUUUAACCGAUCAACAGUUAUCACAAAAUGAAGAGAGAACAGAGUCUGAUCAACUAGAGCAUCGGGAUUACAAAGAAAGAGAAAGAGAACGUGAAAAUAGGGAAAGAAGAGAUAGGGAAACACAUUUAUCCCAUAGAGAUAGAGAAAAUGAUUCUAGAAUGGAUCGUGGAAGGGAAAGAGGCAGGGGAAGAGAUCGAGGACGUGAUCGUAGAAGAGACCUUAGAGACAGAGAUAGAGAUGAUAGAAGAGAAAGAGAAAAUAGAGAAAAUCGAGAAGGAAAUUCACAGCCUCAAAAUAUUCAAGAAAACGAAUCUACUCCAAAAAAAGAUGGUAAACCAAGCUUAGCUGACCGUUUGCGUCAAUUGGCUGAUGGUACUCUUCCUCUUGAGGAUCGGGUCGAUCGGAUGGGUCCUCGUAGUCGACAAGAUCGGGACAGACCUGAUAGAAAUUUCGAGGAUUCUCGAUCGGGACGCGGUGAACCUCUUUCCUCUUUGAUGGAUUUGCCGAAAUUUGGUUUACCUCAGGAAAGGGCUGAUUUUUCUGCUCGACCUACAGAUUUUCGUAAUCCUCAAGAUCCAAGAGAAUUUCAACAACAAAGAGAUAGACCGAAUUUUGGUAGGGGUCACCGAGGAUCACAGAUUCAUGAAGAAUAUAUGGAUGUCCCAAGGUUGCAAGGAGGAAUAUAUCAAGAAGAAUUUGAUAAUAGGUUACAUGGGCAACAGAGAGAAGAUUUUGGUAGACUUGGACUACCCAGAGAACAGAGGGAGGAAUUCGAUAGGUCUGAAAUACGAGGAAGAAGACCACUCGAUGAUCGGGACCGUUUCGACUUCGACAUCAGACGGGACGGUUUUGAUCCACGGUUACAAGAAGGUUUCGAUCCAAGAGGACAUCUUGAUCGGAGUGAUUUUGAGCCUAGGAGACGAGAAUUCUUUGGAAUUGACCCUAUGUUUGCAAUGCCACCUAUAAUGGGACCUAGAGGUCCAAGACCCGGACAUCCUGAUGGAUUUGGACCACGUCCAGCUCCUUUAGGGGCUCGUGGUCCAGGUCCAUUAAUGUUUCAUCCACGAGGCUUAGGACCUCGUCCUCUUCGACCGGGCAUGAGACCUUUCGGCCCUCGUGGACCGCCUUUUGAUCCUCGAGAACCAGAUGCCUUUUUCAGACCUCCUUUCGAUGACAUUCGUCCUCAUAUCAGACCACCAUUUGGCCCCAUGGGUCCACCAUCUAUUGUUCCUCCAGAAUCUGCCGCUCCUUGGAGAAAUCAAGAACCACCUUCAACUUGGUCUUCUGAUUCUGAGAAUCACUCACAAAGAGAUAAUAGAGAUAAGAAAGGUGGUAAACAUUUGAAUAACCAGAAUGCGGAAAGAGAAAAUCGAAACCGAGGUCGUAAAUCUAGAUGGACCAAUGUCAGUCCAUCUGGAGAAGAAGUAGAGGAAACGAAAGAACAAGAAUCAACUACUGCGAACGUUGCAGAGAAAGAAGAACCUGCAAAAGAAGAAGUAGUUAUGAAAGAAGAGGUUACAAAAGAAGAAGUUAUGGAGGAAGAAGUAAAAGAUGUUAAAACAGAGGAGGUGAAUCCUCCUGCUGAAAGCCAGCAGCAACAAGAUUCGGAAGAAACAGUUGAGGAAAAAAAAGAAAGCGAUGAGAUAAAGAAAGAAGAAGAGGAUCGCAGGGAUUCUUAGACCAAAGUAAAGAGCAAUUUUUUUUCUUGAAAAUUUUUUCUUACUCUGUGGAGUGGUGUGAGGGAGAAUUCGUUACUUCAAGUUGAGUUGGGUCAAUUCAGAAAAAAGCUCUUUUAGAAAAUGAAACACUGAAUUUUAGAAUAAUUAUGUUAAAUCGAUAAUUUUAAUUGCUAAAAUGGUGCUCAAAUGAUUUAAAGUAAAAUUUCUGUAAUAUUGUCAAAGUUAAUUUAACUUAUUACAAAUAGAUUUUAAAAUUUAAAUAUAGCUAAAAGAUUGUAGUAAAUGAGCAUUAAUAAUUAAAGACUACUUUUCAAAAAGUCUUAAUAUAUAAAAAACAGUUUUUAUUAAUCAUACGAUUAAGUGAAGUUUGACAUCAAAUAAAAGUAUACCUUUUAUAUUGUUUAGAAGACAAAUAUAAAUAUAAGGAAACGAUUUCUUGAAUUCGGUGUUUCAAAUUGAUAAAAAACAAAACUAUUGGUUUUGUAAGCGGCUUUUAAUGCGUAUAGCGCUGACUUUGUGAAUACAAAACCCGUGACCCGUGGACACUCCGAGUGACGACUUAUUUAUUGAAUUGUAAAUACUUUUUGUAUUUUCGUAGUGAACAGACAUACAAUAUAUCUGGUUUAAAUAUAUACAUUUGAUUACUUUUUAAAUUAUUGAAGGUACAAGAAAAUUAUGUAACUUACAAUUGAAAGUUUGUAUAUUUGUAAAUUUGAAAUUUUUAAUUUUCUCUGUACUCUACUAGUGCUCGUGAAAGUUCAAGUAAGACUUCACUAUAGUCUGCUAUUUAAACUAAAACAUUUGCUAUCAUAAAUAAAAAUUUAGCUUCCACAUUUUCUUUUCUUGUAUCUUCAACUUCCAGAAUAAGAAUUAAAUGUAUAUAUAUACAUAAAACCAUGAUAAUGUAUAGAUAGAUGAAUCUUAACAGUAGAAUCUUGAUUAACCAUGUAUGUAAGAAAGUUUCAAGUAUUUUCACGUGGAUAUUUUCAUUGAUUGAAUUUUUAUUCCGCACAGUUGUGUACAUGUUACGCUUAAAUACAUUGAGGUUGAAGUUUUUAUAUGAAAUAAAAAGCAAUUUAAUGAUCAUAUUGGUUUAUAUAUAUUGUAUAUGCUUUAUUGUAUAGAUAUUCAAUUCUCGAUAAUACAUUGAUAUAUGUUAGCUAAUUUUUCUUUAUUAUAAAAGAAAUUAUUAACGAUGUUGAAAAUUGUUAUACAAAUUUAUAAACAAACAUCUGAUCAAUAGAAAAUGUCAACUACUAAAAUACUUAAACGUUACUUCGGAUAAGCAAGAUUCUAUCGCCAUAAAUAUUUAAAUAGAUAGAGAGAGAGAUUAUAUACAUAGAUAUAUGUAUAUAUAUGUAUGUAUGUAUGUAUGAGAAAGAGGAUGCGUAUAUGUGUGUGUGCAUGUGCAAGUGUGAAAAUGAGUAUGUAUGAGGAAGCGCGGAAGUAAAAUAAAGAGCGAAAAUAUAUAUAGCGCCGAUGUUCGGCGUGGCUCAAUCAAACGAACGAAAAAUAAAUAUUUUCUAUAUAAUGUC
Molecule: messenger RNA, 6184 nt
Organism: Megachile rotundata (alfalfa leafcutting bee)
Lineage: Eukaryota; Metazoa; Arthropoda; Insecta; Hymenoptera; Megachilidae
Gene: Isha
Product: Insulator su(Hw) mRNA adaptor
Cellular component (GO): nucleus
Molecular function (GO): RNA binding
Source: RefSeq, a predicted model, not a curated record